This is a messenger RNA of Bombina bombina (fire-bellied toad), 4077 nucleotides long. RefSeq names its product nuclear cap binding protein subunit 1 (gene NCBP1). Gene Ontology annotation, biological process: mRNA export from nucleus; regulation of mRNA processing; nuclear-transcribed mRNA catabolic process, nonsense-mediated decay. The transcript has 23 exons. Gene Ontology annotation, cellular component: nucleus; nuclear cap binding complex. NCBI's taxonomy places the organism in Eukaryota, Metazoa, Chordata, Amphibia, Anura, Bombinatoridae. Gene Ontology annotation, molecular function: protein binding; RNA cap binding; mRNA binding. Bases 316 to 2694 code for a protein of 792 amino acids. The record is from RefSeq and is a predicted model, not a curated record.
ACUCCCAAGCUUCCUUUUGGUUUACUCGGCUCGUUUUUUGCCGCGAGACAUUCAGCUUGUAUUACCACUUCUCAGGCGCGUGCGUGCCUUCCAUAGUAAAAAAAAUUCUAGGGUGACCGCAUUGCUUUUUGUCGUUUCCUUUACCUCUGUUCAUAUUCUAUAAGAGAAGAAGUUCAGAGCGCGCUUUAAUUCUAAGAGAAACAUCAGUCAAACGCUCUUCCAUUUUCGUCUCCUGUUAACGCUGGGAUUUUGUAAAGAAUCCAAGAGUUGCCCGUGUGACUGUUUUUUUAUAUCCAAAAGGGAGAACGAGCCAAGAUGUCCCGAAGGAGGCACAGCGACGAUAAUGACGGGGCACAGCCGCACAAGAGACGGAGAACCUCAGAGCCUCUUGAAAUUGAAGACAGGUUGGAAUCAUUGAUAUGUAGAGUUGGAGAAAAGAGUACUUCUUCUCUUGAAAGCAAUUUAGAAGGCCUUGCUGGUGUUUUGGAGGCUGACUUGCCAAACUACAAAAGCAAGAUUUUAAGAAUUCUUUGUUCUGUCGCUCGUUUGUUACCGGAGAAGAUGACUGUUUACACAACGCUAGUUGGUUUGCUGAAUGCAAGGAACUACAAUUUUGGUGGAGAGUUUGUAGAAGCCAUGAUUCGUCAUCUAAAGGAGACCAUAAAAUUAAAUUCCUAUAAUGAGGCAACCUAUUUAGUCCGUUUUCUAUCCGAUCUUGUGAAUUGCCAUGUGAUUGCAGCCCCAUCCAUGGUAGCAAUGUUCGAAAAUUUUGUUGGUGUGACCCAGGAGGAAGAUAUACCCCAGGUGAGAAGUGAUUGGUAUGUUUUUGCUGUUCUCUCCUCUCUUCCGUGGGUUGGAAAAGAAUUAUAUGAGAAAAAGGAUGUAGAGAUGGACCGCAUUUUUUCUCAGAUUGAAAACUAUCUUAAACGAAGGCAGAAGAAUCAUGUGGCAAUAUUACAAGUAUGGUCUGCUGAUAAACCACACCCACAGGAAGAGUCUUUAGAUUGUCUGUGGGCACAGGUUCAGAAAUUAAAAAAGGAUCGCUGGCAGGAAAGACACAUAUUGCGUCCUUACCUUGCCUUUGAUAGUAUUCUUUGUGAAGCUCUGCAACACAACCUUCCUCCAUUUACACCACCACCUCACACAGAGGAUUCCAUCUACCCAGUUCCGAGAGUCAUUUUCCGGAUGUUUGACUACACCGAUGCACCAGAGGGUCCAGUUAUGCCGGGAAGUCACGCUGCUGAGCGUUUUGUUAUAGAAGAGAAUUUACAUUGUAUCAUAAAAUCACAUUGGAGAGAGAGAAAAACCUGUGCUGCUCAGCUUUUAAGUUAUCCAGGGAGGAACAAGAUUCCAUUGAAUUAUCACAUAGUUGAGGUCAUCUUUGGUGAACUUUUUCAGCUUCCACUUCCACCACAUAUUGAUGUGAUGUACACUACACUGUUAAUUGAACUUUGCAAGCUGCAACCGGGAUCAUUGCCACAAGUACUUGCACAAGCUACUGAGAUGUUGUACACUCGCUUGGAUACGAUGAACACAACCUGCAUAGACAGGUUUAUAAACUGGUUCUCUCAUCAUCUAAGUAAUUUUCAGUUCCGAUGGAAUUGGGAAGAUUGGGCUGAUUGCCUGUCACAAGACCUAGACAGACCAAAACCCCAGUUUGUCAGAGAAGUUUUAGAAAAAUGCAUGAGGCUUUCUUAUCACCAACGCAUAUUGGAUAUUGUGCCUGCAUCGUUCACCAAAUUGUACCCUUCAAACCCCAGCUGUAUUUUUAAAUAUGGAGAUGAAAGUAACAGUGCUCUGCCUGGAUAUUCUAUUGCCAUUAUUUUGACGAAUUCCUUAAAAAAUAAGGCUAACAGCGAUGAUGUUUUUAAUAUUUUAAAAGAUGUACCUAAUCCUAAUAAAGAUGAUGAUGAUGAUGAAGGAGUCCGCUUUAACCCACUAAAAAUAGAAGUCUUUAUGCAGUCCCUACUCAAUUUGGCAUGCAAGUCAUUUAGCCAUUCAUUUAGUGCAAUUGCAAAGUUUCAUGACGUCUUCAAAACACUAUCAGAAACUGAGGAGGGAAAGCUUCAUAUUUUAAGAGUGGUUUAUGAUGUUUGGAAAAACCACCCUCAGAUGGUUGCAGUAAUAAUAGAUAAGAUGAUACGAACACAAAUUGUCGACUGUGCUGCAGUAGCAAACUGGAUUUUCUCCCCUGAAUUAUCACAUGACUUUACCAGGUUAUACAUUUGGGAAACUUUGCAUUCUACUAUCCGAAAAAUGAACAAGCAUGUUCAGAAAAUUCAAAAAGAGCUGGAAGAGACUAAACAAAGGCUAGCAAAGCAGCACAAACGUAGGGACAGUGAUGACGAUGAUGACGACGACAGUGGAAAGGAAGAUGGUCCUCUAGAAGAACAAAUUGAACGUUUACAGGAGAAGGUAGAGGCUGCCCAAAGUGAACAGAAAAAUUUAUUUCUGGUAAUUUUUCAGCGCUUUAUUAUGAUCCUUACUGAACACUUGGUGCGAUGUGAAACUGGAGGCAUUGAUGUGUUUACUCCCUGGUAUAAGAACUGCAUAGAAAGACUUCAGCAUAUAUUCCUUCAGCAUCAUCAAAUUAUUCAGCAGUACAUGGUGACCCUGGAAAACUUAUUAUUCACUGCAGAGUUGGAUCAUCACAUCCUGACAGUCUUCCAGCAGUUUUGUGCGUUGCAGGCUUAAUGUUUGGCACAUGGGUGCUGCCUCCUGAUAGUCCUUACUGCUUUACGAAAAUGCAUUUUGAAGGUUGAACUUUGUUGAGGAUUAUUUUUUUUUUUUUUGUAUUUUAAGAACUCAUGCCACUCGCACUCAAAUGUGAUGUUAACGGAGGAAAGGUUGUUUUGUUUUUUGUUUGUUUUUUUAAGUGUUAAUGGUAAUCAUUUAAAAUAAUGGCUUCUAUUUGGACACUAUGAACUUAUGACCAUGUUAUUUUAAACUGUUCACAUUGCAGUGACUAUCCCCUGAAUUGUCAAUUAUCAUUGCAACUUUUCUUUCUAUAUUUUUUCAUUACUAUGUGAAUCUGAUGCAAGAAAUGUGUUUUUGUAAAUGUGGCAGAGUAGUCAUUUAUUCUAUUUUGUUGUUAUAUUCCACAUCCACAAUAGUGCAUUACAUAACAUUUUUGGAAAGUCAGUUGCUCAUAAAAGAACUUUUUUUUUUCUUUUCCCAGUGGCUUGUUUUAAAUAGUCUGAUUUUUUUAUUUUAUUUUUUUGGGUGUUUUUUUUUUUUUUAUUAAUAAUUUUAGGUGGUGUUCCAAAAUAUUCUGAUCUUGAAAAGGUAUUAGUCUUUAAUGACCUGAGAAUCUUGGCCCAUAAACAUUGGUUUUGUUCUCUGUUUUUUUCCAAAUAAUAAAAUAUAGAUUUAAAAGACUGAUCGGAGAAUGUCAUCCUAAAAUUGUCAUGAUAGUAGUUAGGAAAAAUAGAUAUACGGAUUUUGUUUAAGGCUCAAGGCAUUUAUAGGACUAGCUAUCUUCCUAUCUUUAUUACCUGAAUUAAAUAUUUUUUUUUUACUAAUGUUAUAACUAUCAGAGCCUAAAUAAGUAAGCAAUAACAUCUGUCAUCAGUUAGUGUUUGUCAACCCAUAUAUGGUGCUUGUAAUAAAUGUAGACAUUGAAAGGGACACUAAACUUCUAUGGUUUACAUAAAAUGUCAUUUUAACCUAACAAAAUAAAACCCUUUCCAAUCUACUUCUAUUAUAAAAUUUGCUUUGUUCUUUUGGUAUCCUUUAUUGAAGACUAAACCUACAUAGGUCCACAAGCGCUUAGUAGUGUGCAGUUAUCUUUAGCAUCCUAAAAUUGUAGUUAAUGAGACACAUAUUCUCGUGUUUCCUCUGAACCUACGUAGGGUUACUCAUCAACAAUUGAUACAAAGAUAACAAUGCAAAUUUGAUUGCAGAAUUCAGUUUCAUCAAGUUGUUAAAAUUUGCCUUCUUGCUGUUAAUCAUGUAAGUUUAAUUUGUCCUUUUUAAAAAGUGAUUAUUUUUUUCUGGAAUACCAGUUGAAUUGUGUUCUGGAAUUAAAACGUUAACAGUUGUAUAGAUGUGUUUAUUAAAAACAAAAAUCUCCACUGA